Messenger RNA from Sebastes umbrosus (honeycomb rockfish), 2346 nucleotides. RefSeq names its product coproporphyrinogen oxidase (gene cpox). NCBI's taxonomy places the organism in Eukaryota, Metazoa, Chordata, Actinopteri, Perciformes, Sebastidae. The record is from RefSeq and is a predicted model, not a curated record. Bases 164 to 1522 code for a protein of 452 amino acids. Gene Ontology annotation, cellular component: cytoplasm; mitochondrial intermembrane space. The transcript is spliced from 7 exons. Gene Ontology annotation, molecular function: coproporphyrinogen oxidase activity.
CAACAUUUCCCAUGAUGCCUCUGUCACUUCCGUUGAACUAUACACACCCCCUUUGCCUUGACGCACUGAUAGCACGGAAACACACAACUUCUGAUAAUGUUUUGAGUUAAGUACACAUUAACUUAUCAACGCAGAGAGAAAAGAGCGGUAAUAUCUCCUACAAAUGGCCUUCAUAGUCUUCUACUCGGUGAACAAAACGGCUCAAAUCACCGCGAGGCGAUGUUUGAUGUCACAUUUAAAGGGGGUUGCCAGUUCAGGACGGUCACAGGUACAGUUAUCCUGCAUUCACAGCCCGCCGCCGCCGGUGACUACGAGAUGGUUUUCCAGGGGCUCCGGUGUUCGGUUCAUGUCCCACGGGACCGCAGGCAGAUCCGGAGCCGGGCGGACCAGAAGAGGAGCUCUGGUGCUCACUGGAGCCGCAGUAACAGCGGCAGUAGUAGCAGGGUUUCUAGGCAACCACUUCCAGCGCGCUGACAUGGCAACGAAAGUCUCCCAGCAGGAGGAGAAGAGAGAGCACCAAGAGGGGGAUAUCCUGGAGAGAUGCAGGGGCUUCAUGUGUCCUCCGGUGACCGACAUCGGUGUGCUGCAGGCGAGGAAAGAGGAGAUGCGUACGAGGAUGGAGAUGCUGAUCAUGGAGACGCAGGCCGACUUCUGCAACGCCUUGCAGGAGGUGGACGGUGGGACAUUCAAGGUGGACCAGUGGCAGAGGAAAGAAGGUGGCGGAGGAAUCAGCUGUGUGAUGCAAGAUGGAAAGGUGUUUGAGAAGGCAGGGGUCAACGUGUCAGUGGUGUUUGGAAACCUGACCGAGGAGGCCGCCAGGCAGAUGAGGAGUAGAGGGAAAGUCCUCAAAGGGAAAGAUGGUAAGCUGCCAUUUUGUGCCAUGGGUGUGAGCUCUGUCAUCCACCCCAAGAAUCCCCACAUCCCAACAGUGCACUUCAAUUACAGAUACUUUGAGAUCGAAGAGGAAGAUGGCACUAAACAGUGGUGGUUUGGUGGAGGCACAGACCUGACUCCAGUUUAUAUUAAUAAAGAAGAUGCGUUUCACUUCCACAACACCCUGAAGGAGGCAUGUGACAAGCACCACCCGCAGUACUACCCCGACUUUAAGAAAUGGUGUGACCGAUACUUCUACAUCCGGCACAGAGGAGAGACUCGGGGUCUAGGAGGGAUCUUCUUCGAUGACCUGGAGUCCCCGAGUCAGGAGGAGGCAUUCAGCUUCGUUAAGAGCUGUGCCCGCACCGUGGUGCCAUGUUACCUGCCCAUCGUAUACAAACACCUGAACGACACCGUUACUGAUGCAGAGAAGGACUGGCAGCAGGUACGACGAGGAAGAUAUGUGGAGUUCAACCUGGUGUAUGACAGGGGAGUGAAGUUUGGCUUGGCUACGCCUGGCUCCAGAAUUGAGAGCAUUCUCAUGUCCCUCCCCCUCACUGCGAGGUGGGAGUACAUGCAUGAGCCUGCCAAAGGUACCCUGGAGGCUGAGAUGCUGGAGGCAUUACGAAACCCCAAGGAGUGGGUGUGACCACAAUGUUCACAGGUUUGCAUGUCAAUAUGGACAAAACCUCCAGGAAACCGUCUUUGUUGUAUUUUAUAAUGGUGUGACCUGUUUGACUUGAUCAGCAGAAGUUAAAACUUUUUACCAAAAUAAUAUUACAUUGCACUUGCCCGCAAAGUUUUUUAAUCUGCGAUGGUACUUUUCUCUUUUUUCCAUUUGCUAUGUGUGUCCAAUCAGCCUUGAUAACACUUAAACACAUUGAGAUUGCAAUACUACUGGUGGCCACAUGUGGUCAUUGUACCAGCUCUUAGGCCAUCUCGCAUUGAUGAUGUGCUCCUUUUUAAGAAGUGCCCGUGUCAAACAUUAGCUGUGUUUUUUUUCUAUGUCUGGGCUAAAUGUGGCUUGCUCUACUUGAAGCUCUUGAGCUCUUCUCUCCUGUAACAAAGCACUUAAAAGGGAAAACAGGGACAAACUGAGCCACUGCAUGUAUGUGUGUUCCACCACUGGUAUCAGAUGUUAAUAAAUCCUUAUGUUUCAGUGCAUCUGCUCACAACAAUGGAUUAUUUUUGACAAUCAAGGCUAAAUAAUAAUGGACUAAUAUUGGACAGAUCCGUCUUGAGCCCUGUUUACGUUGUGGAUGGUUGCUCAGUUGUCAUUAAUGAGUCACUUCCUGGUUUGUUUGAACAGUAGUAAAACAAUAGUUGGAUGUUGGAUCAUGUUCCACAGAGAGGAUGGAUGUGAAUCAUAGGCCAGGUGGCAUUGAAGAAAGAACAGUGUUUGUAAAAACAAAAUUCCAUUUGAAAUGUAAAAAUAAUUUAUAGCUUACAGUUAAUAAAUUGUUUUUUCUGCUA